AUGUUUAGAAAUCAAGAACGUCGCCUCACAUUUCCAUCUAUCUAUCUAUCUAUCUAUCUAUCUAUCUAUCUAUCUAUCUAUCUAUCUAUCCUAUCCCUGUUUCUUUCUUUCUUUCUUUCUUUUUUCUUUCAAUCUCAGUCCGUUCAUAUCUAUCUAUCUAUCUAUCUAUCUAUCUCUGUUUCUUUCUUUCUUUCUUUUUUCUUUCAAUCUCAGUCCGUUCAUAUCUAUCUAUCUAUCUAUCUAUCUGUAUUGCAGCUGUCACUGAAGAACAGUUUGAAUGUUGCUGAACACCAAGAAAUCGGAGAGGCUUUAUCUGAAUUAGGCAAAGAAGGCAUUCUUGUCAUUGGAUCCGGUUUUAUGACGCACACAUUUGAGAAGAUGGGUCAACUAACCGAAGACAUCUUCCCAUGGGCGUCUGAAUUCCAAAGGUGGGUACAUGAGGUGUUCUGUGAUCCGCAGCUCACCCCACGGGAACGUAAAGAACGAAUGAGCGACUGUGAAUCUUUGCCAUUCUUCAAGAAGGCCCACCCACGAACCGAACAUUUUAUGCCAUUGAUUAUGGCUUCGGCUGCCGCUGAGUACACACCCGGGAAACCCAUCUUUUCACGUUUCGUUUCGCCAAGUCUACUCAUGGAACACAUUAUUUUUAGGCCGCAUUCCCUUUAA
Acanthosepion pharaonis is the source of this 666-nucleotide messenger RNA. The record is from the annotation of a GenBank genome assembly. Lineage: Eukaryota; Metazoa; Mollusca; Cephalopoda; Sepiida; Sepiidae.